GGCCGUCUCUUUUGUUUCUCACUCUUUUUCACUCAUUUUCUCACUCUUUUUCACUCAUUUUCUCACUCUUUCUCAUUCUCUCUCUCUCUCUCACUCGAGCUUUUUCUCUGAUAAUCGUCAAGAUGGUGAGUGCCGAAGCUGCUCGGAAUGUCGUCGGUAUCAUUGGGAAUGUUAUCUCGUUCGGACUGUUUAUUUCCCCAGUUCCAACAUUUUACCGAAUCAUCAAGAGUAAGGCGGUGGAGGAGUUCAAGCCAGAUCCUUAUCUGGCAACAGUACUCAACUGUUUGCUUUGGAUCUUCUACGGCAUGCCGUUUAUUCACCCUGACAGUCUCCUUGUCGUUACUAUCAACUCAGUUGGCCUUGUGCUUGAACUCAUUUACUUAAGCAUUUUCUUCGUCUAUGCUACCAACAACGGACGUAAGAAGGUAGUGGUGUGGCUACUUGCGGAGACUGUCUUCUUUGGCGCUGUUGUUGCUGUAGCACUCAUGCUUUUCCAUGGCACUAAGAGAAGGUCUCUAUUUGUUGGGAUUCUGUGUGACAUUUUCAAUAUCAUAAUGUACUCUUCUCCACUUACUAUCAUGUCCAAAGUUAUCAAAACUAAGAGUGUGGAGUACAUGCCCUUUUAUCUAUCCUUGACCAACUUCCUCAAUGGUUCCUGCUGGACUGCUUAUGCCCUCAUCAAGUUCGACAUCUAUGUCCUGGUAAGCAAUGGGCUAGGAGCAAUUUCUGGUGCUGUUCAACUCAUCUUGUACGGAUGCUACUACGGGACAACUCCUAAGAAGGGCCAGAGCAUUGAUGGUACAACCAAGCCUGCUGCUAGUGAAGUUCAGCUCUCUGCCGCAGAUCGAGUUUGAUUCAACCCUUUUGGGCUUUUUAGAUUAAGGGAUAUAUAGUAUUUUUUUUAAUUUGCAAUUAGUUUUUUAAUAUUUUUCGUUAUUGAAUUGUAGAUAGAGAGCUCAUAGCAAUCUCUAUGCACUAGCUAGUUAGUUAUUUUAGGUCCUUUUUUUACUCAAUAUUAUUACUGUUUUUUCUUUUUAUAUUAUAUAUUUUUUUUAGUUUA
Humulus lupulus (European hop) is the source of this 1060-nucleotide messenger RNA. Its product is annotated as bidirectional sugar transporter SWEET6b-like. Gene Ontology annotation, biological process: carbohydrate transport. The coding region runs from base 123 to 854 and encodes 243 amino acids. Gene Ontology annotation, cellular component: membrane. Gene Ontology annotation, molecular function: sugar transmembrane transporter activity. The record is from RefSeq and is a predicted model, not a curated record. The transcript has 6 exons. Lineage: Eukaryota; Viridiplantae; Streptophyta; Magnoliopsida; Rosales; Cannabaceae.